Molecule: messenger RNA, 4247 nt
Organism: Engraulis encrasicolus (European anchovy)
Lineage: Eukaryota; Metazoa; Chordata; Actinopteri; Clupeiformes; Engraulidae
Product: serine/threonine-protein kinase 35-like
Exons: 3
Coding region: 214-1497 (427 amino acids)
Biological process (GO): protein phosphorylation
Cellular component (GO): nucleus; cytoplasm
Molecular function (GO): ATP binding; protein kinase activity
Source: RefSeq, a predicted model, not a curated record
AGAUUUCCUUCAUUCAGUGUUUAUCCGCCGCAGAGAGAAUUCAUACGCUUCAGGACUCGAGGUGGCCCCUUCGUUUAUACCCUUAACGCAAUUAAAUGUGCCUGUUUACCAGAGGAAAGGCACACUUUUAUUGUAAGCUGUAACCUGCGCAACAGUUAUGGUAACUGAGAGAGACUGUUUUUCAACGUCGUCGUGCAUAACCUAAGGGCAACAAUGGAGACUGACAACGUGUCUCGGCGAACCCGGAGAGCCUGCAAAAGAACUGGUUCUCAAGAUGCAGCCACAAAAAGGGAAAAAUCUCGCGUUCUUCGGUCGUUGAGUGUUGGAAACACAAACGAUUAUGAUGGCAUGGUAGAAGACCUGGAGCGUCUUAAAAAUGGGAACCUGGAACGCAAAGUCAUGUCCCCGCGCUACAGCCUGCUCCGCGAGGUUGGACGGGGAAGUUAUGGCGUGGUUUACGAGGCCAUAGCCAGGCGCUCUGGUACAAGAGUAGCCAUCAAGAAACUUCGGUGUGACGCCCCAGAAAAUGUUGAACUUGCCUUGGCCGAAUUCUGGGCGCUUACAAGCUUAGAAAAGAGACAUGAGAAUGUGGUCCAGCUGGAAGAAUGUGUACUUCAAAGGAAUGGAAUGGCCCAAAAGAUGAGUCAUGGAAAUAAGCAUUCCAAGCAAUAUUUGCGCCUGGUGGAGACUUCAUUAAAAGGUGAGCGGGUGCUGGGCUACCCGGAGGAGUCGUGCUACCUGUGGUUCGUGAUGGAGUUCUGCGAGGGCGGCGACCUGAACCAGUUCAUCCUGUCGCGGCGUCCGGACCCCGACACCAACUCCAGCUUCAUGCGCCAGCUGAGCAGCGCCGUGGCCUUCCUGCACCAGAACAGUAUCGUGCACCGCGACCUCAAGCCCGACAACAUCCUCAUCUCGCAGCGCUCCGGCACACCGGUGCUCAAGGUGGCCGACUUCGGCCUCAGCAAGGUGUGCGCGGGCCUGGGCCUGACGGGGGGUGGGGGCGGGGGGCGCGACGCGCCGGGUGGCACCGCAGGAGGAGGACGGUGUGACGACGACGCGGUGUCCGAAAUGGCCGCCAGCGUCGGCCCCCGGGGACGCAGCGGCGUGAACGUCAACAAGUGCUGGCUGUCGUCGGCGUGCGGCUCGGACUUCUACAUGGCGCCGGAGGUGUGGGAGGGGCACUACACGGCGAAGGCGGACAUCUUUGCGCUGGGCAUCAUCAUCUGGGCCAUGGUGGAGCGCAUCACCUUCAUCGACGCCGAGAGCAAGCGCGAGCUGCUGGGGACGUACGUGCGGCAAGGCGCCGAGAUCGUGCCGGUGGGCGAGGCGCUGCUGGGCAACCCCAAGAUGGUGCUGAGCAUCCCGCAGCGGCGCCGCUCCACCAUGUCGGACGGCGUGAGGCAGCUGCUGCACGACAUGCUGGCCGUCAACCCGCAGGACCGGCCUGACGCGCUCGAGCUGCACAACCGGGUCGGACAGGUCACCUGCGCCGCCUGACCCUCGCUGUGGACGCAGCUCACCACCCCCACCCCCACACUCACAGAUUUCCCUUCGUCUGAGCCCCACUUCUUUAAAAGACUGCUAUUUUUUUUGUGUUGAAACUGUGAAGCCCCAUCAACGACCAUCGAUAUAAUGUGAAGAAAAGAGGUUCCACAUCUUCCCAAGACGAGAGAUUCCAGGGAUCAUCUUUUUCCUUUUUGUUUUUCAUUUUGAGCCAUCAUGAUGUUUUUAUUUUUCAUUUUCAUUUUUUUUAUUAUAGGUGUCAUAGACUUAAGGAAUGUCAACCCUUUUUGUUCCUCCCUGUUUGUUUAUUAUGUUCUCUGUCUGGUUUCAGGAAGUGGUGGUUACCAUGGUUAUUGUACGGUUCGGGGGAGUGGUGGUUAUUGUAUGCUUUGGGCAUAUUGAUGUCCUGUCAUACCUGUUCAUUCCACAGCUGGAUGAGUGCAGGGUGCCAGCUGCUCGCUGUAGCUUGUAGAGCCUGUGGCGAUGUGUGUGUGUGUACCAACAAGCCCGCCACCCCGUAUAGCGCACUAGGCCCAAGGCUGGCUUUGCCCAGAUUAAAUCACAAAUCUCACCUGUUCACUGAUACACACGGGCACAUACCAAGCAGUAGCAGCGCCCCUAUUUUGACAGAGCUCGUUUGGCGUUUGGCCCUAAGGCUUCAUAUUCUGACUGUGAAUUGAUGGAAACAAUCUGGUGGUGAUUUUACACAUGGUCCCCCAUCCAAUGAUGGGAAUUAGCUCAUAGCUGUGUUAGCGUUAAUGUUAACUAAUUCCGGGUCGCUCAUAAAAAACACUAUUCUCCGAUUUUGUAUACCACCUUUGUGCCUUGAAUUCUGACUCAUUUUGAAAUUAGUUUCAAAGUUUUGAGAAAAAGAAAUCUUCCAUCGGUUGUUGUCUUGCUGUGAAAGUCCAUUUUUGUUAUCACUCAUCAUGUCUUCCCCCUUUGGUAGAGUGCAGUGCAAAACACCAGGUUGCCACGGCGAUUAUAGUGAGAUUAUUUUCGGAAAAGAGACAGCCCAAAGAAAUGUCUUUUUGAAUGAUACCAGUUCACCUUAACAUUGAUAUGACCCGAGUUUUUUGUUAUCGUUUCAUAGGAGAAUGUGUCAAUGUUUUUGUCAUUUAUCUCUAUUUUGCAGUAUUCACUGAUUAAAUGAAUCAUGUUUUUGUUGUGAAGGAGAUUCAAUGGGCAGAAUCUCCCAUCCCUCUUUGAUUUACAACACAACGAUUUCUGAGAUCAGAUGACGUCUAGAAGUAUACUCUAACUAAGAUGUAGUAAUGAUCAGAUGACUUCUAGACGUAAACUCUAACUAAGCUGUUGUAAUGCUGCUCCAUUUGAGAAGAAUCAAACCCCCUCAGUGUUGUUGCACAUAAAUCAAAGUUCAUUGAGAUUAUUUUGCAUUUCGGUGUUUCUUUUUUUGCCAUAUCCUUAUUACAAAACGUAGUCACUAGUGCCAAAGACCAGUUGAAAAAGGACACCCACAGUUCCCCUUUUGAAUGGACAUAAAUAGCGUAUCUGUAAAUCAGUUUAACUGAAAUCUUGAUCUCCUCCAUCUCCCUGGCUAGGUUUCCUGUUGUAGAGACCUCAAAGUGAAUCGAUGUCGACGUCAUGGUUGCCUGAACUAAUGGCUAUAGAAGUGUGUUAGUUCACCUGUCUGAACUAAUGGCUAUAGAAGUGUGUUAGUUCACCUGUGUGCACAAGUAAAGUGUGCACCGGUGUUAAGCUUAAGUGUCCGUGUGACUAUCAUUGCAUCACCAGCGCACAUCACUAAGAAUCAUAACCAGUGUUUUGUGUGGUUGGCAUAAGGCAUAGUUUAGUGUGUUGUUCUACCUCAGUGUUUGGUUGGCUUGAGAUUGACUCUCGCUUCUUGUUUUGGGUGAUUUGUUGGAGUAUUGUGAAAGCUGAAUGGGUUGGGAUUGGGUCGUGGGCUUAUAGGAAACUUUACUGGGAUGGGGCAGAACAACAGAGAGAGAAAUUGUGUUUAUGUUAAUACAGUGUUCUUUUAUGUGUGAUACUACCUUUUAACACCUUUUUCUCUUUUUUACCUUUUUUAAUACUUUUUGGUUUGGGACGCAAGAAGGCAGAAUGCUAGUUUUUGUGUGCCACUCCCCGCCAUUGUUUUUAAGUCAGUGUUUUAGCGUAAAUUUGAAAACUGUAUUUUGGGUUUUGUUUAUCCGUGAACCUCCAAUUCUGGACUUAAAAUGUAAUUAUACCAGUUUUUUUUUUUUUUACAUCAAACAUAAGGAAGAGAAUAUUAAGGGUUUUGGUUUGUUGAACAAGGAUGGCUCUCCUUGUGUGUUUUUGUUUUUUGUUUUUAAACUGUACCUUGUGUUAAGUUUCUUCCUUUUAACUUUUCUUCCUGGAUCAUGUUCUGUUGACUAAGCUAGUUGCAUUACAAGUACGUACCUCAUGUUUCACUACCCGUUUUUCUCUGUGUUUGCAGUGGACCUUUGAGAAGAACUAAUACGUUUCCUGAACUAGUGUCUUCACAGCUCCUGGAAACCAAAGGGACCAUUACCUUAGUUCUUGUUUAUGGAAAUGGGUUUUUAUUUGACCUUUUUUUUUUUUUUCAUUUGAGAUGUGUUUCGAGUGGACAUGGGUAUGCUUUGUUUUUUUUUCUCCAUAGACUGUGCAUGUUGUUGGGGAUGUUGAACAUUUCUUCGGUAUUGAAAUACUUAAAAUUGCUUUUUUUACUAUGUUUUUUUUAUGUACAUAAUGAAGUGAAAACUCGUUCAUCCAAACCUGAA